Messenger RNA from Ostertagia ostertagi, 291 nucleotides. The record is from the annotation of a GenBank genome assembly. Lineage: Eukaryota; Metazoa; Nematoda; Chromadorea; Rhabditida; Trichostrongylidae.
AUGGGAACACGUUUCUUGACGACGAUAUUCCUGUCACAAAUCUUCAGCGUUGCUUCCUUCUCUUUACUUGAUCGGUACUAUGAACGACUAACACGAGACGACCCACAAGCAUCGUUUUACACUUUGAACCAAGCACAAUUGAUCGAAGACGACACUUCAGACUUCGCCGACGAAUCACCGGGAACUUCUCUCGAUUUCAUGGUUGCACCGGUCCAAAUGACAAAUCCACUAUUCAAUUUCAUCUCUAAGGCAGGCCAACUUUACCGGUAUCUAAGGUCAGGACAACAAUAA